Molecule: messenger RNA, 1718 nt
Organism: Magallana angulata
Lineage: Eukaryota; Metazoa; Mollusca; Bivalvia; Ostreida; Ostreidae
Product: E3 ubiquitin-protein ligase TRIM33-like
Exons: 2
Coding region: 109-1227 (372 amino acids)
Biological process (GO): positive regulation of DNA-templated transcription
Cellular component (GO): chromatin; nucleoplasm
Molecular function (GO): ubiquitin-protein transferase activity; zinc ion binding
Source: RefSeq, a predicted model, not a curated record
UUCAAUUUGAUUAAAACGAAAGUAAAACCUCUUAUUUUACUCGGAAACAAGGGGAAGGGCAAACAAACAGCUUGAGAAAUUGGUUGUAUGUAAAACUUUCUAACUAACAUGGCUGAGGCGUUAAACAGAACGGAGCGAGAUUUUCUAUUGAAUUGUGGGAUAUGCGGAGGAAGGUUGACGGAUCCGCGUAUUUUAGACUGCCUGCACUCUUUCUGUAAAGAAUGUCUUGUUAUUAAACAGGAACAAGCUACAAAGAAAGACGUCGUUAUUUGCGAACUUUGCGGAACUCGCACACGUUUGUCCAAUGAUUCUAUUGACUCCCUGACGACCAACAUCUUUGUAAUGAACAUAGGAAGAGUGGAGGAGAUCACCAACUCCAACUGCAGUUUUUUUUGUACUUUCUGUGAAGACCAGGGUCACUGGGAGAAGGCGUCAUCUCGGUGUUUGACCUGCGGUGAUUGGCUGUGUCUGGCGUGUGCCGGGCGUCACUGCGGCACCACCGUCACCAAGCGUCACAAGGUGGUGACGCUUGACGAUGUAAGAGUAGACCCCCAACACAGGCCAGAGCUCCGAAAACUAUAUGAGUCAAAAUGCAUUUCUCACGAUGAAAAAUUACGGAAAUUUUGUUCAAAGUGCGAAACACCUGUAUGUUCUGAAUGCGAACAUUCCGACCACAAAAAACAUACAUUUAUACCUCUGGAAGAUGUUGUUGAAGAGGUACAGAACAAUUUGUCUAAUGCACUUGAAAUGUACGAAGUUAUAGAAGAAUGUGAUAUCGAACCCGAUAUGCAGAUGGCUAAGAGAUUUCAGGAGGUGACAAACAAAGAGAAAACUCUUCUGCAGAUUGUCCACAGUGCUCGUGAACGUCUGAUUCAAGAAAUACAACAGCAAGCAACUGCUGCAGAAUUAGCCAUAUCUCAGCCAUUUGAGGCUGUGAAAAUGCUCUUAUCAGAAUCGAUGGAAUUAGAAAAGAAACGUUCCGAAAGCACACAGAAAUCGCGACUGUUCUGUGAAAAGCUUCAACAAGAGGGCCUAAAAGGAGAGAGCGUCCAUUUUAGAGAUUUGCUUCAGAGAGUAAAAAAGGGCGACCGUAAAAGAGCGCAACUUGAAUUUCCGCCUGAAAUAAACGUUAACGUUAAUGAGUUGUCUUUCCCCAAAAUUUUCAGUGUGUCGGUGUCUGAACCUGUUAGUCCAGUGGAGAUUCCCAGAGUUAGGAGUCCUGUUUAAUAAUAACACAAACUUUUGUCUUUUCUACAUUCUUAUUUAACAACAACCCAUCACCUGAAAGCUAGGUUUUAGUUCCAACGUGAGUUCAUAAUUAAUUCUUUUACAUGUGAUAAAAUUGGCGAAAGUUGGGACAAACUACUCAUGUAGGGGAUGUGGCCCAGUAACAAUGAGAGACAUUUUUUUUUAUUUAAUGGUCUUACCAUCAAACAUUAACAAUUAUGCAUGUAAUCAAUACGGUUUUCCAACGUUUUUUUUAACUUAAUAUUUAUUGCUUAUCGUUUAAAUUAGAAAAAGCAAGGAUUGUUUAGUUAAUUAUCAUUUAAAUAUUCCUUUACUCUGACAUUUUUGACAAUGUUCUUGAGUCAUGGCUCGAUAUUAAAGACUGGCUAUUAUUGUAAAUGGCUAUUUUCAUGAAAUAGUAAUGUAAAAUGCUAUUGUGUCUGUUUUACAAGAAAAAAUUAACAAGAAAUAAAAUAUCUUGAUAUACUGAA